GUCCUACAUUCUACACUUGUACUGAAUCGUCAAUAAUCAACUCUCCUCUGCAAAUUCUUCCCCAAUAAAAUCUUCAUCUCCCAAUCCGUCUCUUCAAAUUAAUCCUCUCUCUCUCUCUCUCUCUCUCUCACACACACACACACGCACACGCGCGCGGCGGUGAGAGAAGUGCGCAAUGGACGACAUAGCGAACGACCUAGACAGCAUGAGCUUCAACUCGACGACGACGACGGCCGCCACCGACAUCCACCGGUCCACCAGCUCCAGCUCGGACUGGACAUCCUCCUCCUCCGCCCCCAAUUCCAAACCCUACCCCUCCGGCUCGGACUCCGCGCGCCGCUUCCCCUCCGUCUCCCUCUCCGAUCUCCGAUUCCUCCACCGCGUCGGCGCCGGCGACAUCGGCUCCGUCUACCUGGCCGAGCUCAAGUCGCCCCUCCCCGGCAAGGCGCCGGCGCUGUUCGCGGCGAAGGUGAUGGACAAGAAGGAGCUGGCCAGCCGCAACAAGGAAGGGAGGGCGACGACUGAAAGGGACAUUCUCGAGAUGCUCGACCACCCCUUCCUGCCCACUCUCUACGCCGCCAUCGACUCGCCUAAAUGGUCCUGUCUGCUCACCGAGUUCUGCCCCGGCGGCGACCUCCACGUCCUCCGCCAGCGCCAGCCCUACAAACGCUUCCCCGACUCCGCCGUCAGGUUUUAUGCAUCUGAAGUUGUGGCAGCUUUGGAGUACAUUCACAUGAUGGGAAUUGUAUAUCGCGAUCUUAAGCCGGAGAACGUAUUGGUACGAUCAGACGGUCAUAUAAUGCUGACUGAUUUCGAUCUCUCUUUGAUGUGUGAUGACUCUACGUCCACCCCUGCUCAAAUAAUAUCAAGCCACAAUCAGCCAAAUGCACCGUCUUCGAGCGAGUACGCUAUCGAUGCUCUGCCCUUCCGCUCCGCCUCUUGCAUCCUUCCAAAUUGCAUAGUUCCGUCCGUGUCGUGCUUUAACCCUAGGCGCAAGCGUAAGAAGAAGCCGGACCGCCACUCUGGACCCUCUUUUGUGGCCGAGCCGAUAGAUAUCCGUUCGAUGUCAUUUGUCGGGACCCACGAGUACUUGGCCCCGGAGAUAGUCUCUGGGGAAGGGCAUGGUAGCGCGGUAGAUUGGUGGACGAUGGGGAUAUUCAUUUAUGAGUUAUUCUAUGGAGUGACGCCUUUUCGUGGAAUGGACCAUGAAAUAACCCUAGCGAAUAUUAUGGCUCGGGCGCUCGAGUUCCCUAAGGAGCCGGCCAUACCUAGCGCGGCCAAGGACUUGAUGUCACAGUUGCUUGUGAAGGACCCGGCCCGACGUAUGGGUUCGACCAUGGGCGCGUCGGCCAUCAAGAAGCACCCAUUCUUCCAUGGAGUCAAUUGGGCGCUAUUGAGAUGUGCAUCUCCACCUUUUAUUCCUCCUCCAUUUAAGAGAGAUGUUGUAACUAAUCAAGACAACAUUGUCGACUAUUACUAGCACAAAGAUAUUUUGCAAUAUGAAUUCAAUCUAGCUAAUUAAUUAUUGUAGAAA
Molecule: messenger RNA, 1534 nt
Organism: Salvia miltiorrhiza (redroot sage)
Lineage: Eukaryota; Viridiplantae; Streptophyta; Magnoliopsida; Lamiales; Lamiaceae
Product: serine/threonine-protein kinase D6PKL1-like
Exons: 2
Coding region: 176-1480 (434 amino acids)
Biological process (GO): protein phosphorylation
Cellular component (GO): plasma membrane; nucleus; cytoplasm
Molecular function (GO): ATP binding; protein serine/threonine kinase activity
Source: RefSeq, a predicted model, not a curated record